Fusarium redolens is the source of this 2806-nucleotide messenger RNA. RefSeq lists its product as uncharacterized. The transcript is spliced from 6 exons. Gene Ontology annotation, molecular function: zinc ion binding; DNA-binding transcription factor activity, RNA polymerase II-specific. The record is from RefSeq and is a predicted model, not a curated record. Lineage: Eukaryota; Fungi; Ascomycota; Sordariomycetes; Hypocreales; Nectriaceae. Bases 293 to 2479 code for a protein of 728 amino acids. Gene Ontology annotation, biological process: regulation of DNA-templated transcription.
GCCAUCGAUGGACCCUCAUAGGACAGCAAAUCGCCAGUUGUCGCUGGUCAUUCAGCCAAUGAGACCCCAACGGAGGAUCCGAAACUAUCGAGCCAAUCAUUGGGCGUGUACAUUUCUCAGAAAUCACGAUUAUCAGGGCCACGUGAAUCCCACUCGAGGACAGUACCUGGCAGCCUGGGGCGCAAUGUAUCUAUCCAUCAUAAUUACCUCCUAGUUUUACCUAUUCGACGCGAUCGAAAGAUAUCUUGUUCCUCGGCUAUAGCCAUCCCCAGCUAGUAUCUAACCCUCAGCAAUGUCUAAGAGAUACCGUCAGCUACUCCCUACCCCGGAUACAGACGGCGUAGCAUCCAACUCGCACCCUUCUGGAUCUUCUUCUACUUCCGGAUCCUCAAGUAGUGAGCCGUUCAAGCGACAACGGACCGGAACACAGAUAGCAUGCAACACAUGCCGCAAAAGAAAGAUUCGAUGCGACGGAAAAAAGCCUCAUUGCGAGGCUUGUCGACAACGAGGCGUACAAGAGCUAUGUGUCUACGUCGAAAGCCACAUCCAAGGCCAGACGAGCAAAGAAACGGAGCAAAUUCUUGACCUCUUCGACGUUAUGAAGUCAGGACCCGAGAGCCAGGCCAUCCACGUCCUACGAAUUCUACGAUGUCACAGCGAUCUUGACACAGUCUUCUCAAUAAUCCAACCGAGAAUAAGUCCAACACGACAUAUUUCUAGCCAAGAGCGGACUCGUGGGCCUACUCGACAUUUAGGUUUAGAGUCUGAGCUUAUGGCAAGGCAUUCAUUAUCCUUCCCGUCGCUCCAACCCCUCGAGACUAGUAUCUUGAAGGCAGUUCUCAGCACUGGCCGCAUAUCAGCCACCGACAGCGAGAACGCUGGCUCGCCGUUUGACUUCGAAUCCAAUCCAUUUCAAACCCAUCAUCCUCGGCAAUAUCCAACACCGAUCUUACGCCCUUGUGACGAGCGAUUGGAGAAAUUGAACAUAAGUUUCUGGACUACCGUGCCUAUUCCUUCCGAUUUGGCUGCCAAGAUUAUAUUGUUAUACUUGGAAACAGAUCACCCCCUGCUGGGUACCUUUGAUCCGGAUCUAUUUGUGAAUGACUUGAUUAACUGUGAAACGAGGUUUUGCAGCCCAUUUCUACUUAGUGCCGUCAUGUACUGGGGUUGUCAAAUGUAUAGUGCGCUCGAUCCGACCGUCAAAAAUUAUACGCCUCAGUUCAGUGACGAGACGGAAAAGCGUUGGGCAGAAGACAAGUCGACAGAUUCUCUUUUAACUCUCGCCGGAAUACCGUUGCUAGGCUUGGCAUAUCUGGGCGAUGGAAAAGAUCAUUAUGCCUUGACGUAUGUGUCAGAAGCAAACUCCAUGGGAACACGUAUGGGCUUUUUCGGAACCGAACACACUGUUGCAAUGCCCAAGGUACGAGAAGUAAACUCUGAACUACAUAGUGCAACAUCCUAUGCCGCCUGGGGCAGCUUCAAUUGGGUAGUGCUUAUGGCUCUAUUUUACCAACAGCCCGGCCUUUCAUACCCUGAACACCCUCCCGUAUGGCCCAUACCGGGAAAUGGCUGGCAUGAAACCUCUGAAGGCAGCCCCGAGUCUAUCCGCCAAACUUUGCAGUCGACCUACAUGGGCGACACAUUUCCAGUCCUUUGCCGAUUCUGGCGAAUAAUCCACCAAGUGACUUUGCGAUACUAUCGCGAUCAGCCUUAUCCGCGCGAGGGCCUGAGCGAUCAUAUCACACUUGCAUUUGCCGAAUACAAGUAUCGCGAGCUCAUAGCUUGGGCAGAAACGCUGCCACCGUCGAUGGUGCGCUCAGAACAAAGUCCACAUCAUGUUCUGAUCUUUCAUAUCUGGUUUCACGUAGCAAUUCUUAGUAUCUUGCACCCCUUCACGGUUCGAGCGAGGGACUCUUCGAGGUCUUUACGAUUCAAGACAUUUCCUUGUAAGAGGAGCUCGCCCGAUGCGGCUUAUAAAGCGUCUGUAAAUCAACUCAAGCGCCUUAUAGUGGUAUACCGCAAGAAUUAUAUGUCUUCAACUUAUACGAUGCUAUGGCAUACAGGCCUGAUUCAUGUCGCAAACGCUAAUCUUGGCGCCACAAAGGACCCUACUUGGCGUUUCUAUCUCUUUUUCUGCAUUCAAUGCUACGGACGUCUACGGCAGGCAUACCGCUUUGCAGAAGCCAUCGGCCGAAGUUUACUAUCGAUGGCACUGCAGCAAGGCGAUUUACCAGCGAGCGAGGCGCGACACAUAAUGGAACAGUUCGAGGAAAACCGGUUAAUUAACCCAUCAUAUGACAUCCGGGCCACAUUUAUGGCGGACUUGAACCUUGCCAUGACGAACCCUUCGGAGGCCAGCGUGGAGAGCCUGGCCGACAGGUUUGAUGAUAUAGCGUUAUUCCAAGAGUUUACGAAUGCGGGGGGCUCAAGCGAGGACGAGCAGAUGGAAUCGGAUGACAAUGCUUGGGAUACGCUGUGAAAAUCCUUUGCGGUGGAGGCACGCGGUGUGUUACGGUUGAUCGUGGUGAACCUUGCAACAACUUUUAGCUUGGGGUUGUUCUCAAUAGUCCUGUGUCGUUCCCAGUCAGUCUCUGGAUCUGUUGGUAUCGCACGAUGCCGGAUGAGGCGUGUCUCAGAGCUAAUGCCGGACACAUCCACCCGGGAUCGAGCAUCGGCGUAUCACCAUGUUUGUUCUUUGUCUCAUCGCACUCGUUUUAGUCAGUCCUUUAUCACAACAGACCGUUCAGUGUAGCCUCCUCCUCCUCCUCUUCCUCCUCCUCCUCCUCCUCCUCCUCCUCCUCCUCCU